Daldinia decipiens is the source of this 920-nucleotide messenger RNA. RefSeq lists its product as uncharacterized. The transcript has a single exon. The record is from RefSeq and is a predicted model, not a curated record. NCBI's taxonomy places the organism in Eukaryota, Fungi, Ascomycota, Sordariomycetes, Xylariales, Hypoxylaceae. The annotation marks the transcript as partial.
CCCAUAGCGUCGCUACCUCUACCAGGCUAGUCGCACAACCCUUGUCCUACCUGCCGCGAGGCUUUGACCUUUGGAUCGUGCCUCACCUUUUAAGUUCGAACCUCACCACGGGUAAGGUUCUCUCCAACAGCAGCUACAGCCGUAGCAACAAGGUGCAUCUUGCCUUACCAUCGCACCGCCUCUCUCUUCCCUCCCGCCCCUACCUACCUACUUCCUUCUUCUAUUUAUGUUAAGCUCAGUCACUCCUUUUAAUACCUGCCAGCCCCACCUGUCCUCUUUCUAGCCUGCGAUUUUGAGCCGCGAGCUCUGCUUUCCUCACUUCGACGUUCGUCAUAGUAAACCGACAUUACCCAAGAUCCCAGAUCCUAGAUCCCAUCCACCAGGCAAGAGCGCUUGAUCUUGCGCAAAGCAUAUUUUAAGAUGCCUAGUAAGUCUUACCUGUUAUUUCUUUUCUACGGCCUGAUGGGAUAUCGGGAUGUUGUGUCCCUGCUUCGGGUACCGUUUCUAUUGUAUAUUUCUCCUUCACACCUCUUCGCACACAUUCGCAUACAAUUCUACGGCCUUGAAUAUCGCUGUCGCUUAUACGGCCGGCCUAUUUUCGUUGUUAUAUCCGACUUUACGGAUUUGCAUCUUCCAUUGUCUAGCUACGUACCUACUACGCAACCACUAUGCUUGAUAUAGACGAGGUGAAUGUUCCGGUCCCGUUUGGCAAGGCUGAUUUGAAUCGGGCUAUCGAAUGGCUUCGCCGACAAGGGCUGCUUUCGACUAUUAGUUGUAGUCCCUUUCGCGGCCCUAGGCCUAAGGAAAAUAAGUGGUGGAAGACAUUAACAAGGAUCCAUGGAACUCUAAAUGGUACUUUAUCGAAAGACCAUGAUUUUCUUUUCUUCAUUUGCCAUGUUGCAUUCACAUUAUGUAGGUCC